Molecule: messenger RNA, 354 nt
Organism: Rotaria sp. Silwood2
Lineage: Eukaryota; Metazoa; Rotifera; Eurotatoria; Philodinida; Philodinidae
Source: the annotation of a GenBank genome assembly
AUGUUCUAUAAAUCCCACGGAAAUACAGGCAAUCCUAUGGAAAUCCCAGAAAUCCCAUGGCAAUCCCAUGGAAAUUGCGGAAAUCCCAUGGAAAUCCCGGUAAUCCCAUGGAAACCCCAGAAAUCCCAUGGAAAUCCCAGAAAUCCCAUGGUAAUCCCGGCAAUCCCAUGGAAAUUCCGGAAAUCCCAUGGAAAUCCCAGAAAUCCCAUGGAAAUCCCAGAAAUCCCAUGGAAAUCCCAGAAAUCCCAUGGAAAUCCCGGAAAUCCCGGAAAUCCCAUGGAAAUCCCGGAAAUCCCAGGAAAUCCCGGAAAUCCGAAAUCCGCCGUUUCCCCCUUGUCAACAAGUUUUGGCUAA